Messenger RNA from Mugil cephalus (flathead mullet), 1010 nucleotides. Its product is annotated as interferon-induced protein 44-like. Bases 3 to 392 code for a protein of 129 amino acids. Lineage: Eukaryota; Metazoa; Chordata; Actinopteri; Mugiliformes; Mugilidae. The transcript is spliced from 2 exons. The record is from RefSeq and is a predicted model, not a curated record.
UAAUGUCAACUAGUGCUUUUGCUUUGCCUUUGUUCCAUUUCUACUGCCUGAUAGGAAUCCCUCAGAUUCUGCUGAUGACCAAAGUAGAUGAAGCCUGUCCACUGGUAGAAGACGACCUGAAGAAUGUUUAUCGCAGCGUUUACAUCCAGAAGAAGGCCCGUGAGUUGAGUGAGUGUCUGGGAAUCCCUUUGAACUGUGUGCUCCCAGUGAAGAACUACAGCGAGGAGCUGGCCCUGGACCAGGACGCUGACAUACUGCUGUGUAGUGCCGUAGAGCAGAUGCUUAACUAUGCAGACAGCUUUUUUGAGAACCAGGUAGUUGAGGAUCAAGAUGAAAGCGAAGAUCUCUACAGAAGUAUGAAUCGUGACCAGAAGUUCAUUAAUUCAAACUAAUAAGCCCACCAAUCAAACGUUUAGUUGAAUGCUCCGACUUUUAUCCAUUAGGUAGAUGUUUGAUUGGUCCCACAUUCUGUUUUAAGGAGCAAAUAGCAAGAGUCAAUCCAUAAUACAAUGUGUAUGGCAUCCGCAAAGACUGAAGGCAGGAAAUCAGCCACUAUGUUUGAAACAGUCCAUCUGAAGUAACUUGGUCGCUAUUUUAAAUUCAUCUUGAGACAAACUUCAUGCAAAAUUAAAAGAGCAAAACUGGUUUAUGUCAUUAUUCCCAAAAUCACCAUCACUAAACAUUUCUACAGUACCGUUGUGCAAAAUGUUUAUUGAUCGCUCCAGGGCCCAAACAGUUUAAUUAAGUUUAGUUGAUCAGCAGAUGUAGUGAAGAUCAUGUGAUAUGUGAGGAAGCUCCGGAAGAUACUAAUGUGGAGACUCUGAGAUUAUUUCAGCAACUUUCUCGAGGUUAAGAGUGAAUUUUUACAACAGCCUGGAUGCGAAGUCCUCACUGAAGGACCUUGAGGAGAGAUUAUGUUCAUGUUGAUGUCUUGAAACAUUAGCAGACUAAAUAUGUACUUUCUUCUUGAUGUCUUGAGGAUUUUAAUACAUGUGCAUCUACGACCAGUG